This is a messenger RNA of Impatiens glandulifera, 856 nucleotides long. RefSeq names its product bifunctional bis(5'-adenosyl)-triphosphatase/adenylylsulfatase FHIT-like. The record is from RefSeq and is a predicted model, not a curated record. The transcript has 5 exons. Gene Ontology annotation, molecular function: catalytic activity. Lineage: Eukaryota; Viridiplantae; Streptophyta; Magnoliopsida; Ericales; Balsaminaceae. The coding region runs from base 11 to 688 and encodes 225 amino acids.
AGACUAAUCGAUGGAGAAGGUCGUGAAGCUUUUGGUUCCUUCUCUUUCCUGCUACUACAAGAGCUUCCCUGCGAUCUUUCACCAUUUCAAAUUCUAUUCUCCGAUCACCUCCAUUUCCAUUUCCAUUUCCAACGCAAUUUUGGCCUCGAGAAUUCCUGAUAAUCGCUUCCGCAUAGCCAAAGCUUCGUAUUCAUCCAAUUCUUCACGCUCUAAGAUGGACUUGGAUUUCUUCGCAUUUGGACCUCAUAAGAUACACAAGGAGGAAGUCUUCUACACAUCUGAUCUUUCCUUUGUCAUGGUCAAUCUUCGUCCUGUUGUUCCUGGUAAUGUCCUCGUCUGCCCAAGGCGUGUGGUGAAGCGGGUUCCUGAUCUGACUAACGAGGAGAUAAUUGAUCUAUGGCUUAGUGCCAAGAAGGUUGGCAAGAUGCUUGAGGACUACCACAAAACAACAUCAUUAACCUUUACAAUCCAAGAUGGUCCAGAGGCAGGACAGAGUGUGCCUCAUGUUCACAUCCACAUCCUUCCCAGGAAAGUGGGCGACUUUGAGAGAAAUGACGAUGUAUAUGAUGCUAUUGAUAAGGAGGAGAAGGAACUAAAGAAGAAGCUUGACUUGGAUCAGGAAAGAAAAGACAGGAGUCUCGACGAAAGGACUGACGAAGCAGGUGAAUAUAGGAAACUUCUCAACUAGAUAGAUGUCCAUAACCUACUUUGAUUCAGACCAUUCAUCGUUGCUAUUUGAAUAUUUGAAAUUCAAUGGAUCGCCCUUGAAAGAUGAAUAUGAAACAUGAGACAUUAUCUUCAAUGAUGGUCCGAAAACUAUCAUUAUAAUUUAUAUGCUAUUUUUGUUGUUGCUAUA